Molecule: messenger RNA, 365 nt
Organism: Prorocentrum cordatum
Lineage: Eukaryota; Dinophyceae; Prorocentrales; Prorocentraceae
Source: the annotation of a GenBank genome assembly
CAGUGACCUGUCUUUCAUAACAGGCUCGCGCACUUCAAGGUCUUGGGGCGUCCUGGGACCGCGCAGAGGCGUCAUCAAGCCCCGAGAUGGCCAAAAAAAAGACCCCAAGAGAGGCGCCGAAGGGGGUGGAGGAGGAGCAGGAGGAGGAGGAGGAGGAGGAGGAGGAGGAGGAGGAGCAGCAGCUCCACGGAUCUGCCGGCGGCUGCGCGAGCGCACGACCAACGGGGCCGACCCGGCGGCCGCGCUGCACGGGCGCGCACGGGGCACGGGAGGUGGCUCCACCAGCCGCGCUGCUUACGGCACGCCGAGAGUGCACGCUCGAUGGGUCCUCCUCCUCCUCCUCCUCCUCCUCCUCCUGCUGGUAA